Dentiscutata erythropus is the source of this 283-nucleotide messenger RNA. NCBI's taxonomy places the organism in Eukaryota, Fungi, Glomeromycota, Glomeromycetes, Diversisporales, Gigasporaceae. The record is from the annotation of a GenBank genome assembly.
AUGAAAAUCAAAGACAUACCUGAAGGUCUUGGCAAAGAAAACAUUCGAAAGAGCGAAUGUGAUGAAGAUGAAGUAGAUUUUGAGGAUAAUGUCAGGAUGACGUGUGUUGAACGAAUUAAUAAAGGUUCUGAAAGCAUUGAACGAAUGACCCGCAAGAUUGAUUCUGUCGAUAAAUUUGAUGAAAAUGAACUGAAUAAGGAUCUUGAAACGGCGAAACCAGAAGUAGGUGAUGUAAGUGAAGAUAAAGGUAAAGAUGCAAACGUCGCCGAAGCUAAUGAAGUUG